AUUAAAUAUUAUCUGUGAGCCAAAUCAAAAAUUUAAAAAAAUAAACUAAGUCCCUACAUAUAAUUUAUAUUUAACUGUGACUAAAACAAUAUCCAUAAACAUUUAAUUAAUUUCAGGAUGUGUUUUCCGACUGGAAAAUGGAAAUAAUUGAUUGGAACUGAAAUCUCCCGAAGCAUUAAAUAUAUUCGAUCCACUUUUUCUGUACAAGGAUAAAUUUCGAGUGAGUAAAGCAAUGGCGGAAUGGGAACAUUUAAUCAACGAAUGGUUAUCAGAAUAUUCAUCACUGCAAGAUAACGAAAUAAAGAGCUUUGCAGCUGAACAUGAACACAAUCAUGAAAUCGCAACAGCUCUAUUUAACUUGUUUUACAGUGGUAGCGAAAAUGAUUCAAAUCCAAAUAUCAAAGCGGAAAAUACUGCACAGUUUGAAGAGAUGUUGGAAAAUGUGUGCACUCAGUUGUUCAGUUUUUAUAGAUCCAAAGAGGAAGAGUUGCAGAGAUUUACACUUCAGUUCAUUCCAACACUUAUUUUUAAUUAUCUUAGCUCAGUUGCCCUUAGUAAGAAAAAAGCCUUUAGGUGCAUAGAAACACUUCUGAUAGGUUUGUAUAAUUUUGAAGUGGUUGAUGAAACUGGAAAACCUAAAGUUGUAUCAUUUAGAUUGCCCUCUUUGGCCCAACCAUCGAUAUACCAUGAGCCAUUGUCAUUGGGAUCCCAAUUCCUAACUGAAAAUGCUCUGAGACGUUGGGAAGAAUGCAACACAAAACUUGUAAGCUGGGGACCGCUUUCCCAAGUAGAUGCCAUAAAUGCGCAGAAUCGCCUCAAGGUUAUGGCUGCUUUGCUCUUCAUUUAUAAUCGGCAGCUGAGUUUAUUACCAAAACUUGCACUGAGGCAUUUUUGUAUUGCAGCCUCCAGAAUAGUCACCCAAGGAUUCCACAAAAAAAUUGGUAGCUCCACUGUGAAAUCAGUUCCAAGAAUUCCAGUAUCACCUAACUUUCUGUUGGAAUUGAUAGAAGGGGCAUACUUUGCAAUGUUCAAUGAAUUCUACACAUUAGCCCUGCAAGCAGUCAAAGAUAUCGAUCAACGAGCGCAGUACGAACUGUUUCCUGAUGUUAUGUUGGUUACUAGUGCCGUAAUUAAUUCCCUUAAAAAUAAUUCUUCAGGCCAACCAUGCGAUGGACCAAUGGGCAUCAGUGUAGCAUUAUCUCCAGCGACAACCACAGUCACCAUGUCUAAAUCAAUGAUAACAAAUGCUUCAUUCCGAACCAAAAAGUUGCCAGAUGACAUCCCAAUUCAAGCGGGUCAAGUGGUCCCUACAGAAUCGACAGACAUGUUAACGUCUAUAACUGAAGAAGGAGAAACAGACUCCACGCCAAUUCAAAGAGGCGCCGCAGUGCGAAAUUCUAAACCGAAACUCGGUUCCUUCGGAGUAAUCGGGAAAAAAGGAAAAGAUACAAAAGACAAAAAUGCUACAGUAGAUAAAAAAGUCACAGUGAGAGAUUCUGCCAAAGGGAUUUGGAAUUCGUUCGGUGGUGGCGGUGGCGAUGUUGUAGAUGCACAACAAAAAGCAGGUUCGACGGACGGCUCAACAGAAGCCAAUGGCAGUUUGAAAGAUGACAAAAUGUCAAUGAGUUCAAUGCAAAACAGCACAGACAAUUCUGAUUCCCGUUCUCAAAUAACUUCUGAUUCUUUGGAUCUUGAUACUACGCCCAGAUUCGCUGCUAUGCAAGUCAGUUCUGUAUGAUGACCAUUUGAUUGUUUCUCCAAAAUUGUUAAAGGUAGACUUUUGAUGUUUCUUGUUGUCUGUACUUAAUCACGUUGCAUAUUGCAGAUACUUUGGAGUAAGGGGUUUCCUUCACAUCAUAAAUUCUUUGACUAUUAUCAUAUAUUCCUAACUCAUUUAAAAACAAGUUAUUUCUUAUCGAAAUAUUAACUAGAUUAUCGAUCGAACUGACAUUCAAAAUUGACAGUAUUUUUUUUUUGUUUUACGUUGUCACUACAAAUUAAACUUUACUUUGGUUGCCCAGUGUAUUUAUCUAUUAAAAUUAUUAAGUCUUUAUCUUUUGCGGGUAGACGGAGUCAAUAGUGACAAGAUCAUGGUAAACUGGAUAAAUGUUUGUUAAAUUUAAUGCAUGUCUAAUAAAUCUAGACUUUGUUCCAUUGAAAUAACACUUACCAAAUGUCUGUAACAGAUCGUUUUAAUACUAAACGUGAAAUCAAUAAGUGACUUGUCUUUCAAAAUACCGUACUAGUUUCUUACUGACAUACAAUUUUCUUUUCAGUUGAAAUUAUUGUUUCUUCCGAUUGAUUUUCAUUGAAUACUACUUCGUAUUAUGUUAACUGUAAGGUGGUAGAUAUAGUUGUAUAUCAGUGGGAAUAUUUUAAGACAGCGACAAUAUAAAUUAUGUUUUAAUAUUAUUUAAAAUAUAUUUUGUUUUUACUCAUA
Amyelois transitella is the source of this 2440-nucleotide messenger RNA. RefSeq names its product hyccin (gene Hyccin). Gene Ontology annotation, biological process: phosphatidylinositol phosphate biosynthetic process; protein localization to plasma membrane. The record is from RefSeq and is a predicted model, not a curated record. Bases 233 to 1738 code for a protein of 501 amino acids. Lineage: Eukaryota; Metazoa; Arthropoda; Insecta; Lepidoptera; Pyralidae. The transcript is spliced from 8 exons. Gene Ontology annotation, cellular component: plasma membrane.